AAAAAAUCUGGCUGCUCGGGGUGUGAAGUAUGGGGUAAUAGAUAUGACUGAUCCAAGAUUGAUCCAGUUCCCACCCAACUUGUCAGCUGAGUACCGUAAUCUUUGGUGCAUGUUUCGUUAACAACUUUAACAACCUAUGCAGUGUUGUUGAUGAAAAAGGCCGGAGUUUUAAUGGCUGAAUCAAAUUUCAUGUCAACUGAAUAUAGAAUGAUACAUAAAAAGGUCUGCCGCUUCUCUUGAAAUAGAUAACCUGACAAGACACUUGGUUUAAUGUGACGUAAUACCAUAUAACGUUCAGGUUACAAAUUAUAAAAUCUGAAUGCAUUCCUCAAAUGACAAUUGAAGGGCUAUCAUCAGAUCUGUUUGUUGCAGAUUUAAGAGAGCAGAGGAUGAAAACAUAUGUGACAUGGAUUAUUAUAAUCAUUCAUUUUUUGAUACUCAAAAGGACUAUAAAUCUUUCAACAAUUUUAACUUAAGUUUUAAACGUUGAAGUUAAAUGCAACUUCAUUAUUUGUGUGAAGUAAAUCUUGAUCAACAGGUUAUAAUUUUUUUUGUGAAAAAAAUAAAUAUAGAAGAAUCAUGGGUUGUGUUCAAAGCCAGCAUUCAACUGAAGAUGACGGCGAGUAUAUUGAGACUCUAACUUUGCGAAGACAGAUCAGUAAACGGAAUACUGGUGGACCGACUCAAAACUUGAAAAUCUCCAUCUCUGUCAUAGCAGAUCCUAUGUCCAGUGAUGAUGAAACUGCUCCAUCUGUUAUGUGUAAUGUACAUAGUGUGCAUAAACAUAGUUUUAAUACUGUUUCGCAUAUGGAAGGGAGGAAGUAUACAAAGUUUCCGCACAUGGUCGGGUACAAGAUGUGUCGUGCGUGUAACAAGGCACGGGAAGAUGUUUUAAACACUGUUGCCCCAGAUGGUGAUGAAAAGGAGAUUUGUAGAAAGUGUUCGGUGAAAAAACGCAAAAACAGCGAAAAAAAGAAGAAUUUGAAGAACUUAAACAAGAAAAGUUUAAACAUGGCUUCAGUCAGUCAAUCAUUGGCCACCAAAACAUUGGAAGUUUCGAAUAAAAUCGACAUUACACACUUUGCAAGCCUUCUUGCUCUGACCGCUCUUGACCUGACUGCCCCAGCCAGCGAGGCGAUAUUGAAGAAUCGGAAAAACACAUGGAUACAGCUGGCCGGUCACCCUGGAGGAUUUGCGCCAGCUGGACCCAACACAAUAUGGAAGAAACGUUACACAAAGGACAACAACGAGGCAGAGGCGUACGAGGCGUUAAUGGAGGACCCUGCCCACGACGUUGUUCCCAUCUUCUACAGGGAAGUUGAAUACAACUCAGAAUAUUUUAUUGAGAUAGAGGAUUUAUUGCAGCAUUUUACCGACCCCAACAUAAUGGACAUAAAAAUGGGGACUAGAACAUUCCUGGAAGCAGAGGUUAUGAAUUCUACGCAGCGAAAAGAUCUCUAUGAUAAAAUGGUGGCUCUGGAUCCAGACGCACCGACUGCAGAGGAAAAACGUCUGCAGAGCAUUACAAAACUGAGAUAUAUGCAGUUCAGGGAACAGGAAAGCUCAACGGCAGAUUAUGGCUUCAGAAUAGAGGCUGUUCGUAUAUCAGGGGAGCCUCCCACUACGAACCUAAAGCGUGUAAAAACUAAGGAACAAAUCCAUGACGUGCUGUCGAGGUUCGUACACAAUAGUCAGCAUAUUCAGGGUCUUCUGCUUGAGAGAUUGAGAGAUAUUCGGGACAAACUCCAGGAAUCUUCAUUCUUCAUGUCACAUGAGUUAAUCGGCAGUUCUGUAUUGGUAAUGUAUGACCAGAAUGGGAAAUGUGGCAUCUGGGUAAUAGACUUCUCCAAGACCAACCCUGUACCGGACGCUGAGCCAAUCACACAUCGCCUUCCUUGGUCGCUAGGCAACCAUGAAGAUGGAUUCCUCUUUGGGAUCGAUAAUCUCAUACAGUUUUUCUCUGAUAUAGAAGUAAAAGAAGAAAUCACUGCAAAUGUUUGUCAAAGUCAAGCAAGAGAAGAAGGGGUUUCAUAGUAUCUGAGCUAUAAAUAGAUGUUCUGUUCUAAAAAUAGUACCUUGUCCAUAAAUAGAAACACUAAAAAUAGAUCAAAUGUGAUGCCUCAAUAUGUGGGUGCAUUUCAAGUUCUACCUGAGGUAAUAAUUGGCUAAUUAAUUUCAAUUGUUGUGCGGAUUUUCAAUUAGGGAUUGUUUGACAUGAUAUCAUUUACAUGUAUUUGCCAAAUAUUAAGGCCAAUUUACUGACAUAUGUUAAGGUAUGUUUAGUUUUCUGAAAAUUGUUCAGUUUUUAACAAUUCAAAAAUUUGUAUUAUUAAAUGCACCUUGACUUUGGUUGUAUUAGAUCCUCUUUCCUGAUCGUCAGCGAAUUCAUGACAACAUCUUACUAGAAAAUUAACAUUAUUUUAACAAUGUGAUGCAAAUGUUCUUGGAACUUGUAAUGCAAAAUGUUCAUAGGACCUGUAAGGAAAUGUUCAUGGAAUUUGUAAUGCAAAUGUUCAUGGACUUGUAAUGCAAAUGUUCAUGGAACUUCUAAUGCAAAUGUUCAUGGAAUUGUAAUGCAAAUGUUCAUGGACUUGUCAUUUAAAUAUUCAUGGAAUUUGUAAUGCAAAUGUUCAGGGACCUGUAAUGUUAAUGGAACUUGUAAUGCAAAUGUUCAUGGACUUGUAAUGCAAUUGUUCAUGGGAGUUGUAAUGCAAAUGUUGGUAUGCAAAUGUUUAUGGAAAUCAUAAUGCGACGGUUCAUGGUACAUGUAAUGCAAAUGUUGGUAUGCAAAUGUUUAUGGAUAUUGAAUGCAAUGGUUCAUGGUACUUGUAAUGCAAAUGUUGGUAUGCAAAUGUUCAUGGAACUCGUAAUACGAUUGUUCAUAAGACAAGCAAUUCAAAUAUCUAGGCAAUUUUAAUGCAAAUAUUUAUGAGACAUGCUGCAGAAAUCAUUGAUUGCCUUAUAAGGUAAUUAAAAGCUAAAUGACAUGUUGAUGCUACUGACAUUCCAUUAAUUAUACCAACAGUAACAGGUGGUAGAAUUAGGAAUGCAUCCACUGUAUUUGAUAGCUAAUUAAAGGCAGCCAUCUUAAUUUUAAAAAAGUAUAAAAAAGAUAUAUAUGGGAGCAAAUGUAGAAAUUACCACAAAAGUAUUAAAAUCAAAUUCUAAAUCAUCCUAAUGCCACCCAUUCAACCAGGAAAGGGCUAAGAAAAAGGGCUUGUGCCAAGUUGAUUUUGUUUUUAGUAGUGCAUACAGUUUUUCCAUUGUAAAAAUAGACCUAGGCAUUUCACCCGCAGUUAAUCUGGUCAAAAUGUUUUAUUUUUAUUGUUUUAUUUUCUUUUAACUUAAGCACUGAUUAUGUUAUCAAAUGGACUGUUCAAGUUUAUGAUAAUUUUGCAUGUAAUAGGGUUAAACCAUUUGCGCUCGGCUGCCUUUAAGUGUUGAUGCCCAUUUUGUAUUUAUAUAAUUAGAUGUUGAAUAUUUCUUUUUCGAUAUUUGCUCAUAUUCUAGGGCAUACAUUGACAUUGUUGACAUCAUCUGUUUAAUCUAUUAUAUGUUCUGUGUAAAUGCUACGGAUAGUUGUGAAUUGGAUUUGUUUAUGGCCUAUUGGUUUACUUGACAACUAAUUUUGUGUGGUCAACAUUUUUGAGAUGGAUUCUGUUUAUUUGCAUCAUUUGUAUGUUACUUUGCCUGACAAUAUUGAAUUCCAUUCUGUUGUUGUAAAGAAUUAUUGCAAGAUAGUUUGUGUGGCUAUUACCAAGUGUUAUUAAAGGGACUAGACACCAGAUGGUCCAAAAUCAGCAAAUACAGUAUUUCCUCAAAACAAGCCUAAAAUUUUCAAUGCGAGCUAGAAGUAGGCCGAGUACAUUGCUUUGCUCGUACAUAGUUAAAUAAAAGAAUGCAACAAUCAUGCUGCUGUCUCAUCUGUUUCCUUGUUUAAAAUAGCGCAAAAUGGUUUCCCAAUUUAAAUCAUAUCUGUCUAUGAGUACAGAUAAUUAUCCAACUUUUUUAUUUAACUUACUGGGAUUUACAUGAUAGACAACCCUAGUAAAUUUAGAAUUGGAAAAAAUGCACAAAAACUGUGAAUGAUGCGUCAUAAGCAUACAUGCCAUAUCCUCCGGUGGGGGGAAAAAUCCCCCGCCGGGGGAUCCAUAUCCCCUGGAAUAAUAAUAAAAAAAAAAACUUGCUUAAGGUUGACAGUGGAAAGCAUCAAUAAUAUUAUGAGUGUGAAAUUCCAUGAAGGACCAUGAUGACUAAGUCCAAAAAUAAUUGUAAUUUGAGUGUAUUUCUGUAUUUAUUCUUAUAUUAUAAAUGCAGAUAUUGCGCAAGUUUUCGCCGCGUAAAAAUCCCCUGGUGUAAUAUCAAAAUCCCCUGGAAUUCAGACCAAAAUCCCCUGGGAAGCCUCUCAAAAAAAUAUGGCAUGUAUGCAUAAGCAAUGUGAUACAUUAGUAAGUAAGAUUCAAUGCAUUGUACACAAAGAUGUCAAAUUUAUGUUAGUUUUUGACAAUUUUCUUUUUUUCUUGCAAUUGUAUCAUCUGGUGUGUAGCCCCUUUAACCCCGCAAAUUGUAAUUCACUACAGAAAUUGCUUCCAAAUCCAUGUUUUAACUUUGCAGUAUUAAUGAAAUUUAUCGUGGCAUUUAAAUAGACUUGGCUAAAAAAACGUAAAAUAUAUGCUUUGAUUAUUAUGCAAAUGUCACAUAGUUUAGACGUUAGGCAUGAUUUACUAUAUCUAUCAGAAUGUGAUCAUACACAGAAAUGAGGAAUUUUAAGCCUCAAUCUGAGACCCAGACUUAGAAAUUUACGAUUUUAAUAGCUAAUUUUUUUUUAUUUAGUAUGAUUAUUAUUUAUUAUAAAAAAAAAGAUUUACAGUUUUGAGUCUGAAGUCUCAGAAUGUUAUUGAAAUAUUCAAUAUAAUUCUUAUCCAAUUAUCCUCACUGAAUCCAUUCGCUCCAUUUUGGCCAGUUAUUGAUACAGUCCAAUCAAAAUACUUUCAUUCAAAUCUUAAAAUUAAGAAAAAUCUAAGUUGGUUUAAUUGAAUACAGCCGCAGAUUUUUUUAUCAAGAAAACAGAAGGUUUAUCAACAGCUUUGUUUGUUAACUAUUAAGCUUAACAACAAAUUUUGAGCAGUAUUUAUGAAGUGAAAAACAAUGAGAUUACUAUAAUUUAUAUCUUUAUGUUUAUUCUCCUUGUUUUACACCAUCCAUGAUAUUUCAAGAAUGUUUGUAAUUGCUAAUCUCAUUUCCAUGAUAUUUUUAAGUGUGAUUAUAUUUUGUGUUGCGUAAACCGUUUUUAAGUGUAGUUUUUGUCAUUUAAUCUUUUUUGUUGUUGUUUAAACAUUUUAUUUGGGUUUUAACUAUUUUAUUGUCGUUUAAACACUUAUUUUCUGUAUCGCUCAAAUUUAAUUCAAGUUUUAUAUUUUUAAUUGCAAAGUGAUAAAUAUAAAUUCCUUUUUAUGUUUUUUAUUACCUUCUAUGAUAUAAAGGGCCAAUUGUUAAGAGCUUUGUUAAAGUUAAUGACGUUGUUAACAGCAUCGAUGAAAUGGCCCAUAGUUACACAUUUAUCUUGUUUUAACAAAUUAAUAAUUAUUACCCUAUUAUAACUGAACUGAUGGAAAUUUUUAAGUUAACUGUUUUUAGAUUUUCCUCUACAUUAAUUCAUAUACUUGUAUUGGCUUAUUAAAACAUAAACUACAUAAAUAUAUUUUAUUUUCAACCAUUGUAUUGUAUGUCUUAUCAAAACACUUGUUUUUACAUCUUAUUUAUUUUUUGUCUUGGAAAGAGCAAACUUUUGUGUAAAUAUCUGCAAACCAAUGAUUAAAGAUUGCUGACAAAAGAUCAGUCGCAGAUUUACAUAUUUCUGUUCGAAAAUUAAUGUUUUAUGGCUUAAACCAUUACUAACGGUUUAAGAAAAAUCCAGAAACAUGACUUUUGGAGCUGAAAUAUAAAAAUCUGCGAUCUAAUUUUUUGUCAGCAGUCUUAUAUAACUGGUUUCCAUGGAUUUUCGCAGAAAUUGGCUCGUUCCAAGACAAAAAAUAAAAAAAGUUGUCAAAAAGUUCAUUCUGUGAGAGUGCAGCUUUAAAAUGUUCUUACUGCACAAAGGAAACAAUAGAAGUUCAAAAUUUCAUGUAUAUGUGUAAUAUAUUCUCCAAUGGAUCUUACUUACACUAAGGUCAUUUUUCAUUUAACAUUGGGCUGAUAACUUUGUUAACAACGUUGUUACAUCAUUGUUGUUAACUUCUAAAGGUUAACAACUUUGUAAUGUGCUGAUAUAUUAAAAUAAAACAGGCAAAGCAGAAUCAGUUGUCUCAAUAUUUGUUGAAAAUAGUUUUUAGUGUAUUAAAGAUUUGCAAGUUAGCAAUGAUUUAGUUAACAACGAUAACUUUUACAAUUUUCAGCCCAUUGUUUUAAACACUUGACAUCCUGGUUGUGUAUAGUAUUAACUUGUUAUUGGCUCAGGUUCUUGUUAGCUUGCAAAAGUGUUGAAUAUCAUUUAAUUUAUAUUGUUGGGGAAAUUACUUGUGUAUUAACAAGAGACUUUAAAACAUUGGAGUUCCUUUUUAAGGGACUCAAUCAUAGAUUUUUAAUAUGAUUAAAUUUUAUGAACAAAGUACAUAAAGCAAUUGAUGGCCAGAAUUCAUUAAAUCCAAGCUGAAAAUGUUCAUUUUUCAAUAGUGUGACUUAACACUUUUUAGCCAAAUAGUGCUUCUUCUGUUACAUUAUUCCUUUUUUUAACAAUAGAGCUAAUUUGAACAUUUCUUGAUGUUUUAGCAUUGUUACAAGAAUUUUGUUCCCAUUUUACAAGAAAUAAAACAAAAUCAAAGUCUGUCACCCUAAGGAACUUGAACGAGUCUCUUUAAGACGAAACUAGAAUUCUGACUACAUAUUCCAUUAUCUUUAACAUGAUAAUGUGACAUCGCCUGCAAAAAAACUUAAUGUGGAUGUAUACAAAUUACCAUUAAAACCAGAUUUGAAAAAGCAGAGGGUUUACAAAUAAAAUCAAACUUUUAACAAUAAGUAAACUUGAGCAAUAGAUUGUAAAUGUUCAAGAAAGAUCAAAAUAGCACUGAUUGUCAUCUAACGGGGCACAGUAUUUUGCGAAAAUAAGCACGUUACUUUAAAUGCUUCGGAACUCGUUUUUGCUGACAAUGUCAUUUUAUUCAUAUAUGUGUGUGUAUUUGUUGAAUAAACAAUCUCAGUUAAGGUUUUAAAUAUGUAGACAUUCCAUUAGCGAUAGCAACAUUGACAAAGAAACAAGUAAACUAUGCUACGGACAGCAUUAUGCUAAGAUAAAAACACAUUUAUAUUCGUCAAGUUUGAUUUUAAUCCAUUUUUCAAUUUAAAAUGACCUUCGGUGAACAAUUGUUUAAAACUGGUUUAUUAAUUGGUUUGGUUAAAAUUAGCCAAAAUGUUUAUCGAUUGGUCAAUAUUUGUCAAAAAAAACUCUUAUUAACCAAUCAAAUCAUUUAAAUGUGCAAACCAACCUAAAGAUAACCUGUUGACAACUUCAUGUGUUAUACAGUUGGUUACAGUAGGUUUUAUUUGGUGGUGUUGAGAUAAAUACAAAAAAACUAUAAAUUUUUUCUCUCCUUACCUAAUCCUAGGUACUUUCAAAUUAUGCAUGACGGUUUUUCAACCUAAAAGUAAGUGUGCCCUGCAUAUUCUUAGUAUAAUUGAUGUACCUGGAGCUCAGCAUUAAAAGGAUAGUAAUUUCGAUAAAUAGUGGGGCAGCUGUGAUGUUAUGCAUACCUUGUGCCACUAAGUAGGGUUUAUUUUUGGAUUUUUGACUUCUGGGCUUGUAGUAUAGAAACAUCCCACGUACAUCAGAUUUCGUCAUCCUACUUUGAAAAUGUGAAAAGCAUCAUUCGGCAAGUUAUGAACUGUUACCUAAGUUAUGCUGUAUCUUUGACAAUAUCAAAUAUUGUCGUGGCAUCAACUUUUGACUUCAAAUUCCAGAAUUGAAAUUAUCUGGGGGGGUUUACUUAUUUAUUUAAAUAUUAACCGGCAUAAAUCUUGUAUAGAAAAAGUCUGUAUAAAAAUAAAAUAUAUUUUUUGCAGUGAUCUAAUUUUCAUGCUAUUUUGCUCUAACGACUAAUGUGUGGUGCUAAAUCUACCUUUAUUAAUAUUUCUAGACUAGAUGUUGGUUUUACAAGGUAUUUUGUAGUUUAGUCACAUGCUGUAUGCAUCUUUUUAUCUUCUACUCAGGGUAAAUUUGGUAAAAAAGGAUAGUAAUUGUGCAUAAUUCCAUAUAAACCUUAACAGUUCCAUUAAUUGACAGACAAAUGGCCAAUUUUCUGCAUAUUUGUUUAAGUUAACAAUGUUGUUAACAUUAUCGUUGUUAACUUUCAAAUCUUGCGGUCUGUAGUAUCUAUAAGAAGCUUUCAUACAGCUGUUUCAAUUGUUUUGUCAAAAUAUUUGAGCACAUCAUCAACUAUUUCACUUUUAUAAGUUAACAACGAUGUUGUUAAUCACAUAGAGUUGUUGUUAACUUUAACAAAGUUAUGGACAAUUGGCCCAAAGUAUUAUUUUUUUAUGUUUGAAGUUACUGUUAAGUCUGAAUAUACUACAGGAAUAAAAUAACUGUACAUGCAAAACCGUACCCCACAUAUUCUUAAAUUAUAACACAAGACAUAGCAACUUUUGAUGAUUAUUCAGAAGUCUGAAAAAUGUCACAUGUCAUUGGGGAAAUUGAAGAUGCCCCUCUGUAGCAGAGUGUUGUUGAUUUGUUGCAUAACUGUGGUCAACUAUAUGUAGCUACUCAACCACUACAUCUCAUUUUAGUCAGGUUUCUCAUCAAGCACAUUUCUUUUUCCCGCUAAUCGUUAAUCUUAAGAAAUAGUUAAAAAUUGUGUGUACUUACAAAAUUAAAUGGGUUGAUACCCAACUGAGUUGUAUAACCAUUUUAUAUGUGUAAGUACAUACUAACAUUCAUAGAGUUUUUUAAUGGUUACAUCAUAUUGUGUGAACUACCAUGGGCCAGCCACUACCGCUACACCUGAUUAAAUUACAAAAAAAUGGCUGAUUUAUUGAAAUAAAUUAAUUUGAAAACUUAAGAAAUACUGCCUCUUCAUUGAACGAAAAUAAUGUUGACCACUAAAUGUAUUUUGUCUGAUUUAUGUAAGUUCAUAUUUACAAAUUUUGCAUUACUUUUACCAAGUAUAAAAAUUGUAUAUGUUUGUAAAAAAUAUGCUGUCAGAACUGUUUUCUUCAUGCAGGGUUUUAAAUUCCAGUUCAUCGAUUCUAAAUGGACAUGCUUUUGUUGUUCUAGUGCACUUUUCUUGAAUAAUAAAAAGUAGAUAUUG
Molecule: messenger RNA, 9299 nt
Organism: Mya arenaria
Lineage: Eukaryota; Metazoa; Mollusca; Bivalvia; Myida; Myidae
Product: inositol-trisphosphate 3-kinase homolog
Exons: 10
Coding region: 580-2034 (484 amino acids)
Biological process (GO): inositol phosphate biosynthetic process
Cellular component (GO): nucleus; cytoplasm
Molecular function (GO): inositol tetrakisphosphate kinase activity; inositol-1,4,5-trisphosphate 3-kinase activity
Source: RefSeq, a predicted model, not a curated record